Ixodes scapularis (black-legged tick) is the source of this 1203-nucleotide messenger RNA. RefSeq names its product beta-1,4-glucuronyltransferase 1-like. The transcript has 4 exons. The record is from RefSeq and is a predicted model, not a curated record. Lineage: Eukaryota; Metazoa; Arthropoda; Arachnida; Ixodida; Ixodidae. Bases 1 to 1203 code for a protein of 400 amino acids.
AUGUCCCGACUCAAGGUUUCUUCGCCUAACAACAACAACGCAAAUAUUCCUCGUGAGCAGAACAAGAGAAAGGUCUCCUCCAGCCUUCUCUACUCGCCACCUCCACCCACUGCACGAUCGGUUUCCAAAUCAAAGUUUGUGACAUACGCCAACGUUGUUCCAGCCGACCAGUUUUCGAAAUUCAACGAGAGCGUCACUCUCACUACACACGCAACCCACGAUUUCCUCCAGCACACGCCGGCGCUCUGCAAGAGAUGGCGUGGUCCCUUGUCUUUGGCUGUCUAUGCGCCGGGCCCCGACUACGCCGUCGUGUUGGACAAGAUCUCGUUUCUGCGGCGCUGCAGCGAACCCUGCGUCCGCGCCAACGUUACGUGGCACAUUGUUAGCGACAGCGACGAUCCUCCGGUCAAGCCCGGGAAGACUGCCGCCUACGUCCUGGCCCAAUGGAACAAGUCGUGUUCCUCGGACGUCAUGACAGCAACGUUUGUUAAUUUCCGCAGGGUACACAAAAAGGUGUACCCAGUCAACGUUCUCAGAAAUUUGGCCAGAAUGCACGCGAAGACCAGGCAUCUCAUGGCGUCGGACAUCGAGCUGUACCCCAGCCAAGACAUCAUCCCACGGUUCUUGCGGUUGGUGCAGCGACGGAAGGAUCGCUCGCCAGUAAAGGAGGUGUACGCGCUGCAGCCGUUCGAGGUGAGGGCAGACCAGGAUGCCCCACUGAUCAAGCGGGAGCUGGUACGGAUGCUCGGAAAUGGGACGGCCGUGUUCUUCCACCAGAAGUUUUGCGCGGCCUGUCACAUGGUUCCCGAGUGGAAGCAAUGGUUGAGUUACCUCCCAGACGAUGAUACCCUCGACAUAUUCACCACCGAGACCGAUGCGAAAAAUAACUCCCUUUGGGAGCCUAUUUACAUCGGCACCAACGCCGAGCCGCUCUACCCAGAGGAGAUGUCCUGGGAGGGCAAGAGGGAUAAGUUCACACAGAGGUACGAAAUGUGUCUCAUGGGGUACAAGUUCCACGUGCUGGACAACGCCUUCCUGGUGCAUGCUCCAGGAAUCAAGCAGAGAGGUGAAAGCGGAUGGCGGCAUCACUACAUUUCAAUCAAUUAUAAGCAGCACAACAAUCUUCGACGAGAAAAAAAAAUCAGCAAAAACCAAAUUGAUCUUUUAUACGGCAGUGUGGCAAGUCUUCUAGCCCAACUUUAA